This is a messenger RNA of Bemisia tabaci, 5936 nucleotides long. It is a transcript of the gene TfIIA-L, whose product is annotated as transcription factor IIA L. Lineage: Eukaryota; Metazoa; Arthropoda; Insecta; Hemiptera; Aleyrodidae. Gene Ontology annotation, cellular component: transcription factor TFIIA complex. Gene Ontology annotation, biological process: transcription by RNA polymerase II; transcription initiation at RNA polymerase II promoter. The record is from RefSeq and is a predicted model, not a curated record.
AAUACAUUUUUAUACAGUUUCAAAAUCAAAAACCAUUUUUUUGUGGUGAAAAUGAAAGUGAACAAUUUCAGUUGCUCAUUUGACUUCACCACUUAAUCCUCUUUCCAAGCCUUGCCAGACAGAAAACAGUAUAUAAAGACGUAAAUCCGCUCAGUUUUCCGGCUUCUUUGAAGUCCGCUGUAGGGUCGUCUUGCAGUCGUGUAGUUUUUCUGAUCAAAGAUUCUAUUCCGUUAUCAUGACUUUGAGUCAAACAAGCGUGUUAAAACUGUACACCAGUGUGAUAGAAGAUGUAAUUUCUGGAGUAAGGGAUGCUUUUGUUGAUGAUGGAAUCGAUGAACAAGUUUUACAAGAAUUGAAACAAAUCUGGGAAACUAAACUCGUCUCAAGCAAAGCUGUCGAGUUAAACCCUGACCCAGAACCGCAGCCUCCUCCGCAGACCUCAACGAUUAAAACAGAAGUCACACGCAAUGUAGCACCCCAACCAAAGCCAGGAAAUCAUGUUGUAGUCGAUCAGAGUCAGCAGCAGCAACCACUAUCACAACCAGGUUCUAUGUCACAAACACAAUUUCUUGGAGGCACUAUGCAGCAAGCGGGCGUGGUUCAGCAGACUUCUCAGCAACCUGUGCAGCCCCAGCAGCAACAACAGUCUGCUUCCCAAGUAGACCUCACCAAUAAAUUGAUACCUCUCCAAAUCACUGUUCCUACACAGGGAGGUUCUAGGAUUCUCACUAUUGAAGUACCUGCCUCUGCCCUCCAAGAUAAUAUGUUAGCACAAAUUUUAACUGGUCCAGUCAUAUCAACGACAAUCUCUCUGCCUCCUCAUUUAGCGUCCUCAGUUCUGCAGCAGCAUGUCAACGCCGUUCUUCAAGGACAAGCAGCUUCAGGUAUAGUGCAAUUAUCCCAAAAUGCUUUAGCGCAAGCAGGUCUCACGAAUGGAUCUGAUAGUGGAACAGCUACAAGAUCAAAUUUUCAGCAGGUGGAUGGUGCGAAUGAUACAUCGGAUGACGAUGAAGAUGGUGAUGAUGAUGUAGAUGAUGAUGAUGACGAUGACCUAGAAGAUAAAGACGAUGAAGAGGGUGAUGAUGAAGGAGGUGCCGAAGAAGAACCUCUCAACUCUGGUGAUGAUGUUAGCGAAGAAGACCCAAAUGAAUUAUUCGAUACGGAUAAUGUAGUUGUCUGCCAAUAUGAUAAGAUUUCUAGAAGUAGGAACAAAUGGAAGUUUCAGUUCAAAGAUGGAAUUAUGAACUUAUCAGGCAAAGACUAUGUUUUCCAACGAGCCAAUGGAGACGCUGAAUGGUGAUGUCAGUAUUUUCUCCGAUUUCUUCAGCUUUCUUGCACAACGUGCCUCCUUUUAUCUGUUGGCUAGCACUUUCCAACAUUACCCAGUGAAAACCAUCAAUACUGUAAGUGUUGUCUUGUCAACAUCGUAGCAACCUCCAUGUUUUUACUGGAUGAAGAUUUACUCCCAGAUAUCUUACUACAAGCUGAUAAAAAAAAUGUCUUCUAUUCUGCAGGAACUUCAAUCCUCUCAUUUUUUUUUUUAUUUUUUUUUUAACUAUUGCGCUUCUUGUCAGAAGCAGAUACAAACAGGGUAUCUCAAAAGUUGUAAUUAAAUGAUGAAUUUAUUUUCUCCCCAGUGUCAUGAAAGACUGCGGGACUUUCACAUGCGAAGGUUAAGAUGGAUUGACAGCUCUGAUAAAAAUUAGUCUAUAGUCAACCAAUUGAUAAUUUCUUAAUUGUGUGGUAUUUUUUUUUUCAAAAAUACUUGCAAUUCAAAUCAUUUUGUAGCAUCUCAGGUGUUGAUUUACAAAAUUUAUUUGAGAAAUUGUUCAACGUAACUUCAGAACUCAGGUACAUACAAGUUAAUAUUGCCACCCAGCUAGUCUUUCAAUUUGCUCUUUUUACUCAAACUAAAGUUUCAAGAUUAUUUCAAAUGGUACAAUGAUUGAAUGCAAAUUAAUAUCAGAUGCACUUUAGAAUGAUUUGACUCCUGGGAAUUUUUAAAAAAUACCCUAGAACUGAGAAUUCUCCAAUAUUUUUUAAUGGUGGCGUUCUAAAGUACCUGCAAUCCCUUAUAGAUUAAAGAAAUUGUAGCUGAAAUUGCCUAUAUUUCUCUAUAGGCGAAUGAAAAAUUUCAACUCACAACUGAAAAUACUUCUUUGGGAACCUACCUCAGAUUAGAAUGAGAUAUUUUCAAGAUUCAUGAGACUUUAUUUUCUGAUUCUCAGUUUCUUUCUAAUUUGUAUGGUAGGUUUUUGUAUUACCGUUCAAACUUGUCAAUGAAAUGUUCAGAGGAUAGUUAUCAUUUUCUUUAUUUUUUUCAUUAAAAAGAAUUUGUACUUACUUGGUGAAAUACAAAGCAAUUUUUGGAAUCCAAAAAUGCCAGCAACCCAAAGUUAGAAAGAUUCCACUAAAGUCAAAAGGUCAUCACUAUAAUUGGUGAAAAUGAGAGUUACCAAUUUUUUAUUUUAAUUUUUAAUUUUUUUUAUUAAAGAAAAAAAGGAAAUUAAAAUUGAAAUGUGUGAGAUCACUUCCAUGACUGUCCGCAAAUAAUGCGCAAUAUAACUCACACUUAAGCACUUAGAACCAGUGAUUGCCUGCCUCUGCAUCACCCAAAAACUGAUCAUAAACAUUGUACUUAUUAGAUGUAGUUUCCAUGAGAAAGAAACUGAUAAUAGCCAAAGCUUUGACACAAUUGAAUCGUAAUUGAAAAUACGCCAUCUCCAUUUUUCUGAAACUCUGUUCUCGAAUAUCAAGCUCGACUGUUUGGCUGGUACAGAAAAGUAAUUCCAGGCUCUAAAUCCAUCUUCUCUGUUGAAAUGAGUGACUUAGAAUUCCAAAAAUUUAACCAGAUCAGUUGUUAAGGCUGUUUCGGUAAAAAAUAAAAUAACAAGUUUUUAAACUACACGAUCAAUGUAUUGCUAUCCAUGGUUCAAUUAUAAAAAAUAUAAUCCAAGGGUGCGAAGAGUUCUAAAAUUUCAACCGUUUCUCAUGAUUGGGUGUUGCUGCCUCGUGACAAAAUUAGUGAGUCGCAGACUAUACCAGGCCUGAAGGGGCGAAACACUUCUGGGAGUCUCAACAAUUGGCGUACACUAAAGUGUACUGUUUUAAAAGUUUUUACAAGUUUUUCACAAAAUUAGUGACUUUCCUCACAUUUGGCACCUAAAAACCCUCAUAUCUUCAAGAGAAUUCCGUCUUGAGGUUAUGAUUUUUCCUCAGAUCCCUAAAUCUGUUUGCAGAUGGCUAGAUUGGGGAUUUUUCAUACAUAAUGUCAACUAUGCUCCUAGCUAAUUAUGGCAUUAGCCAGAAAUACAGUUGCACUAUCUUCUCAACCAUGCCUCUGGCUGGUUUCAAAAUCAGCCAUGAAUAUUUUUGAAAAUGGACGCAUUUGUAUGGACUACGUGUAUAGGGUUUGCGAGCCCUGUAGCUCCUUUUAAUUUUAUUCAUUUGCCCAUAGCUUUGUUUCACUCAAAUACGUCCAAAUGGUCAUUCUUUUCGUUCUGUGUCCCCUUGAUUCUUAAAAUCAAUAUUAUUGCUGUUUUCAGUGUUUUUACCAUAAUUAUUUACAAAGUGUCAAAAUACUGAACUAAACAGGCUGACUUUUUUCUCCACAAAUUUAUCUCGCAGGUGUUUGUUACCAGCAGAGGUUUUUAAUCCAAGUUCUUGUGGGACAAACUACUUUAUCCCAGAAUAUGUAAUCUCAAGAUCUAUGUUUUACACUCAUGUUAGUUAUGUGCAUUUAAGUUUUUUAAAGCAGUGUAUUCAUACUUAAAGUUACAGGCUCUUCUAUGAUCAAGGUUUUUGAGUUCACUUGAUUUGAUUCUCGACCUGAAUUUUUUUUUUAAACACCCCUCUCAUGAUGUUAAUCAAGAGAUAAAUUCAUCUGCAGUGAAUGAAGAUGGGCUGGAAUGUGCCAGUUAAGUGAAGACGAAACGCAAGUCAAAUCGACAAUACCCACUUUUUUUUUACAUUCAUAUAAAAUUCUCAAAACUAAAGAAAAUACUCAUUCAAAAUCCAGGAGAAGUUUUCAAAUAAGAAAAUUUGCUGUCGGCCUAUUUGAUGGUUGUGAUAAUUCUUCCCUUACCUCUUUGCUCAUAAAUUAAAAUCAAGUGAAAAAAGUUUAAGAAGUCGAAGUAUUAGGGAAAAUAUCCUUUAGUGAGCAAGUAGGUCCUAAAUUUAAUUACAUCUUUGUGGUAGAGAAAGUCUAACGCUGAAAUAUAAUGGCAAUAGACCUUAAAUCAAGACUCAAGUCACUUUUGGUGGAAAAAUUUGCCGCUUAUGGAAUCACUUUCACUGUGUCAUCUUUAUAAACUAGUUCAAAUGUCAAGUGAAUAUAAACAAGAUUUGAAAUUUUAGUGAAAGAUUGCGUGAGACAAAAUACAUAAGCUGGUCAUAGAAAUAUUCAUCAGUUUUUAUUAAUUUAAUGACACCGUGAAACAUUACGGUGUUCCGUGGAAAUGCUCUUGAAGACUCCUUGUGGAAUCCAAUUGCAGUUGGCAUCGGCAUUUUAACAUAAUUGAUUCAACAUGCUCUGGUUGAAGUUUUCCGUUAGCUAUAGUCUCUUAUUGGCUCCUGCCACUUGAGGUGGCUCACUCUCAGGCAGUCCAAUGUAAAUUGGAAGUUGCAUUCGGAAUGCUUCUUUCAACAUUUAGUGUUAUAUUCUCUCCAACUAAGUACAGGUUGAACAACGCCUUUAAUUUGUCCAUGAACUCGUACAACACUACUUACGAUCAAUGAGAAAGGGAAUUGUAAACACGUUUUAGGAGUAAUUGGCUUCAUCAUGAACAUGGUGUUGCGUCUUAAUUUUCUGAUAUCCCUCUCCAAGUGAUCAUGAAAAUCUUGCGGAAAUUAGGCAAAUGGUGACGAAGGCCGACGAACGGACUCAUCAUUUAGUGACCAGUGCCCUAAGUAGCAUGGCUUAUUAAGCCUGUGAUUUAUGAAACAUUAUUUUUGUUGUAUUCUAUCCAAGACUUUAACGGGAGGCUCCUAACCUUCCAAAACUCUUUGUAAGUAACAUGUCAUAAUCGGCCUACAGUUCAUCACUUUUUGUUUUCUUUCCUUCAUCGGAAGCUGUUGAACAAUUAUUUUAUGAUCAUCUGUUAAUUAUUCAUCUUGAUUUAACGAUUUUCUCUCAGAAUGGGUUACUGGAUAAGAUCUGAAAUAAAAAGAAACGUUGCAUGUUUUCUCCUUAAAAUCUUACGUAAUGAAUGAUUCCCGCAUCAGGGAGUUCAGGAAUGAACUCUUGAACGAGGUAUGAACAAGCAUUCUUAACGCGGAUCAAAUGGAAGUUAGAUAAUACUAAUGAUGGAAUUUGUAUUUCUUCCAUUUAAACACUGUUUAGUACAAACACUUAAAUCUUAUUCAGGAGUUGAUUUCCAGAUUUCCCAUCGUGCGAUUCAUUUUUAUUUUGAAAUUUUGAAGAGAGAACAUUCCUAAUUUCAUUCAGGCCUUGUUUAGAGACCCAUUUUGAGUUUUACAAUGGCCAGUUAUUUUGUUAAAAACAAAAUAUACAAGGCAGUUUUGAUUAAUUAAAAUACAGAGAGUUCUGUAUAAAUAUAUUGCUGUAAUAAUUGUAAAAUGCACUAGGUACUAUUAAGGAAAAAAUUUGUGUUCUAUGAUUUUUUGUCCCCCUCUCUAACAAAAAACUUGGAAAUUUUUUCAAUGACGAAGUCAGUCGACUCUGUAACCGCAGAAUAACUUAAAUAAAUGCAACCUAGAAUGUAAUGAAGGGUUCUUGCAACUCAACUAAUUACUUGAUACUCGAUAAUUAUUAGUAUGAUUCAAUUUACAUCAUAAACGGUCCUUAACCAUUUUCUAAAGAGUUUUCACAUUUUUUAGAAGGUCAUGCUAUGUUUGUCCUUUUCUUCCCAUCAUUAAAAUUGGUUGUGUUGUAUUUAUUGUGUAAAUAAACUUUGUUAGUUUUCAGUCGGUUUUAA